GGUGGAGGAGGGCAUGCAUCCUCACGGCACGGGAUUGUGCAAGAGUGGGCAAAUGACACAAGCAGCAACACGUUACCCCGAGACCAAGAGAGAAAAGAAAUGGAGCCUAGUGAGACGCCCGACGAGUACUAUUACUACGAGGAGACUGAGAACAACACCAUGUGCGACUACACCAGGGGGACGUUGUCCCGGCCGCUCAUUUCAGUGUUCUUCAUGCUCAUCUUCAUUUUGAGCCUGUUUGGCAACAGCGUGGUCAUUUCCACCGUGUGGAGGGCGCAAAGGAAGCGGCGAGCGGCCUUCCUCUAUAUCGGCAACCUGGCCCUGGCCGACCUGGCCUUAACCGUCUCACUGCCCCUGUGGGUGCUGUACACGGCCAUGGACAACCACUGGCCCUUCGGGAUGGCCCUGUGCAAGAUCAUCAGCUAUGUGGAUCUCCUCAGCAUGUACGCCAGCGUCUUCCUCCUCACCUGCUUGAGCUUUGACCGCUACCUGGCCAUUGUGCACUCACUGUCCUUGCUGUGCACCGGCAGCCACAUCUACGCCUCCAUUGCUGCCGUCUGGAUGCUGUCGGGACUCCUGUCUACGCCCGCCCUCGUCUUCCGCACCACCUUGGACGAGCUGAGCAGCAACCGCACUUUCUGCAGGUUAGACUUCAGGUCUGUCACGACCAGUGAGCAUCAGGCGAGUUUGCUGUAUGCCGGGUUAAGCUUUUCAUUAUCCACCCUGGGGUUCCUGCUCCCCUUACUGGCCAUGGUGGUGUGCUAUGGGUUGAUCGGCUGUACGGUGAUUCGCCACUUCAACACUUAUCGCAAAGGAGACCAACGCAAGUGGCAACUCUUGAAGGUCAUCACCACAGUGGUUGUGGUUUUCGCCGUCUGCUGGAUCCCCCACCAUGUGGUGAGAACCAUGGGCACCCUCUCUGAUUUGAACCUGUUUCCAGUUACCUGUGCUUUCCAGCGCUCUCUGCUGCUGGCCUACCCAUACACCGCCUGCCUGGCCUAUAUCAACAGCUGCCUCAACCCCUUCCUCUACGCCUUCUUGGACCUGCGUUUCAGGUCACGUUGCCUGCACUUGCUUCAGCUCAAGAAGUACUGCCAGAAACCCACCAGGGUCUAGUGCAGGGGUGGGCAAACUGUUUGACUGGCGGGCCGAAUUUGGUUCGAAAUUUUGAUCGGGGGGCCGAACCAGGAGCAGAUGGAUGUAGUGUUUGUGUGAAGUAAUAGAAAUGACAUGUAAAGGUCAUUGCAUGAAAGGUUUGUACUUUUAGUAGGUAGUAAAGCAUGGAUAU
Messenger RNA from Syngnathus acus (greater pipefish), 1288 nucleotides. Its product is annotated as apelin receptor B-like. Gene Ontology annotation, biological process: immune response; G protein-coupled receptor signaling pathway. Lineage: Eukaryota; Metazoa; Chordata; Actinopteri; Syngnathiformes; Syngnathidae. Gene Ontology annotation, molecular function: G protein-coupled receptor activity. The record is from RefSeq and is a predicted model, not a curated record. The transcript has a single exon. Bases 100 to 1116 code for a protein of 338 amino acids. Gene Ontology annotation, cellular component: membrane.